Acanthoscelides obtectus is the source of this 1405-nucleotide messenger RNA. NCBI's taxonomy places the organism in Eukaryota, Metazoa, Arthropoda, Insecta, Coleoptera, Chrysomelidae. The record is from the annotation of a GenBank genome assembly.
UGUCUAACAUUAUUUCGAUCGUUCCUCAAUCUGAGUAAGGCCAUAUUGAUUAGCACUUCAUACACACAUAAAGUUUUAGUGGUGUGUGAGUAUAAAUAGCAUAACAAUUGAUCAAGUGUCCAGUAGUAAGUAGUCUGAAGAAGAAACAACUGUACAACAUUCCACAAUUAUGUUUAGGCUGGGAUUUUUUGUUGCUGUGGUAGUGCCUGUCUUGAGUAGACCACAAGCUCAGCAAAAUCAGCUAGCUUCAGCAAAUGCCGGAUCAACACCAGUUCCUAUUAUCAGUCAAACGGAAGAAAUCAACCCGGAUGGAUCGUUCAAAUUCAGGUAAGCCUCUACAAUUUUCAAUUGCUGUAGGAGUCGUUUAUAAACUGAAUGUAAGUGGUGCGCAUAUCCAUGAUAAGCACAAGACCUUCAUUUACAGUUUCGAGACAGCCAAUGGAAUAAAAGUUGAUGAGAGUGGCUACCUUAAAGACAACCCAGAGAGUUCUACAGAUAGGAUACAAGUAAUUGAAGGCAGCAUUUCUUACACUGAUGAAGGUGGACACAUGAUUAACCUGAGGUACGUUGCAGACGAAAAUGGCUACCAACCUCAAGGUGACCAUUUGCCUACCGCUCCGCCAGUACCGGAAGACAUCGCUAGAUCACUUCAAGGUCAAAGUCAACAACCUAACAACGCUGUCCAACCUGGAGGUCAGCUAUCUUCGCAACACCCUGGAAAUGUCCAACAGCAAAACGAGUUUGCUCCUCAACAUGCUGGUAACACCCAAGCGCAGGCUCAAUUAACAAAUGGUCCUCAAUAGCACCUAGGUAUAGUAGAAUUUUAGAUGUUGCUGUGAAAAUUAUUGUGAUUCAAUUCAUUUAUGUGAUCCGAAUAUUAUAAAUAAAUUUUUUAGUUAUAUCUGAAACAUGGUCUAUUGAAGAACCGAUAUUCAAUCCUAUCCUCCAAGGAAAUUGUCAACUACUUCAAGAGAAAGAAAAAUCUGAAUGGCGCUAACUUAUAACAGUUUCAUUUAGAAAACAAAUGAUAUUUACGCCGAAAAUUCGGCCCAGGAAAUGAAGACUUCCGACCCAACAAAAACUCUAUAAUGGAUGAAAAUAUGGAUUUAGUUUGUUGAAAUACUAGUCUUUAAGAUGACCUUUGAUUUUUUCGUUACGGUACUUUAAAUACUAUAUUUAUACAGAAAAGAGUUUUCUAGACAAUAUUGUUACUAAAGUUGAUAAUAUCUAUAGUUUUUUGAUUUCAUUUGCCAAACCCCGUAGUCAAUAAAACCUGCAAAAGCCGUGGAAAAAGAACCUGACUUUUUAACGUAAAUGUAUUAAAAUUGCACCGAAAAUUGCACCUUGUAGAAAGAUGUAUUUCGAAGUAAGCAGUUUUCCAAAUGAUAUUAUAGUAAAUAAGUCU